CCCGCUUCAGAGAGCACUCGCGAAGCUCCUGUCCACCUAUCAGCAAUGGACUCCUCCUCCUCGUCAUCUGCGUCUCAGCAACGCCUCGCCAGCGUCUUAUCUGCAUCCUACAUUGACGCCGAUAUUCGUAAUGCACUCGCCGUGCUGGAUACACGAUUCGUCGAGAACACAGCCGAAACCCGCAGGCAGCUCCGAGUCAACGUCCAAGGCGACGUUAUCCGCGGCAAUGCGCAGAUAGUGCGGGACUUUGCUCUGGUCGCAGAGCAAUUGACACAAAUCGGCUCCGCUUUGGACUCCAUGAACGAUGUGGUCUCCUCGAUGCGCGCUCGUACUGCCCUGGCGUCUGCCGAAACUGCACCGAUCCUCGAAGAGUCCUCUCAGCUCCUCGCACAGAAGAAAGCCGUUGAAGACAAGCAAGUGCUGCUCGCCGCGUUUACCAAGCACUUCACCGUAUCUGAAGAUGACAUCGUGUUGCUCACGAGCUCCGCCGAACCCGUAGACGACCGGUUUUUCAGAGUACUCCAGAAUGUCAAGAGAAUACACACCGAUUGUCAAGUACUACUGGCAAGUGGGAAUGAAAAGGUGGGCACCGAGAUUAUGGACGAAAUGGUCAAGCAUCUACAUGCCGCUUUCCAGAAGCUCUUCCGUUGGGUGCAGCGAGAGCUCAAGACUCUCUCCCUGGAGAAUCCCCAAGUAAACAGUGGUAUACGGCGGGCUCUUCGAGUCUUAGCUGAGCGCCCUACAUUAUUUCAAAACUGUCUAGACUUCUUUGCCGAGGCACGACAGAAGAUAUUGCUCGACUCAUUCUACACUGCGAUGACCGGAAGUACCCACGGCACCGCGGUAGACUACCAUAUCGAUCAUGCCACGAAACCUAUAGAGGUCUAUGCCCACGACCCUCUCCGGUACAUUGGCGACAUGUUAGCGUGGCUACAUUCCACAGCGGUAGGAGAGCAAGAAACACUUGAAGUUCUGUUCGUCGCUCAAGAGGGCGAGGAUGGCGUUCAGAAAAUGAGUAUAUUAGGGGGGUUUGAGGAGAGCUUGAAAAGUGAUCUUAUGGCAGAGGAUGAGGCAUUUGGGUGGGAUGCUCGGCGCGGGCUGGUGUUACUCGUCGAUAAGAAUCUCGAGACGGUGUGCAAGCCGUUGAAAGCCCGGAUUGAGCAAGCAAUUGCCAGCCAGGAGUCAAGCACCUUGACUUACAAGCUGACGAACCUGAUCAAUUUUUACCGGCUCACUUUCCAACGUCUAUUUGGAGAGGAUUCCAAUCUUCUCGCCACCACACAGAACCUGCACGACUCAGCGCUGCGACAAUUUUACAGCACACUCCAGGACCAUGUCCGGUCGGUCAAAUCGGACUUGCCGCAGGCACCUACCAAUCUCGCGCCUCCUAUGUUCCUCCAGGAUGCGCUGAAAGAGUUGACACUUCUGAUGAAGUCGUACGACACUUCUCUUGCUCCGCUAGAAUCAAGAGAGGAUGGAUUCGCCAAGAUCCUAGAUAGCGCGCUGGAUCCAUACCUUGAAGGAUGCGUCGAGCUCUCGCGAGAGCUGCAGAAGCCUGAUGGAGAUGUCUUCAGUCUCAACUGCCUACACGUAGCAAAGUCUGCUCUGGAACCCUUCGAGUUCACAGCUCGACGAGUCGAAAAGCUGCAGGAGCAGAUUGCACACCAUGUCAACAUCUUAGUGGACUAUGAGCUUGACUUCUUCCUUCAGCAAUCAGGCCUGCAUCCUCUCCUUCAGACUCUCUCGGAAUGGGAAGCCAAGCCCACCGGCCACCCUCCGUUCACACCCACUUCCCUUCAACAAGCCUCGGAAAAGUUGGACGACUUCCUUCCCUCGGCGCUGAUGGACGCCCGAGCAACCCUUAACCGCCUCAGCUCCCCGCAGUUUCUAGACGAAAUCACGGCGAAAGCCGCUGAGGAGUUUACACACAAUUUUGCACGGGUCGAGGAGGCAGUGAUCGACACGAUGGGCGGUAACGAGGGGGAGGCAGAAGAUAUGCGUCGAUUCUGGCCUAGGACUGUGGAUGAAGUUACUGUGCUGCUUAAUUAAGCUAGACUUGGGAAUGACGAAGAAGAUAGCUCAAGUGUAUUACCUGCAUGAAUUGAGAAAAUACGAUACAUAAUACCACACUUUAUGAACCAAAUUCAACGCACAACCACAU
Messenger RNA from Tricharina praecox, 2161 nucleotides. RefSeq names its product oligomeric Golgi complex subunit 6. Gene Ontology annotation, cellular component: COG complex. Lineage: Eukaryota; Fungi; Ascomycota; Pezizomycetes; Pezizales; Pyronemataceae. The transcript has 6 exons. Gene Ontology annotation, biological process: intra-Golgi vesicle-mediated transport. The record is from RefSeq and is a predicted model, not a curated record. Bases 46 to 2049 code for a protein of 667 amino acids.